Colletotrichum truncatum is the source of this 1002-nucleotide messenger RNA. RefSeq lists its product as uncharacterized. NCBI's taxonomy places the organism in Eukaryota, Fungi, Ascomycota, Sordariomycetes, Glomerellales, Glomerellaceae. The record is from RefSeq and is a predicted model, not a curated record.
AUGGGCAGUUCUACGCAAAAGCAGCGCAACGGACCCAACGUCGGUACCCAAGCCGUACCAGACACCAGCUGCCUUGCAUAUGACGACGAUGGCUCCAGACGCAGAGAGGGUGACGCCAACAGAAACGGCAAAAUAGCUAUCGCAGACGUGCCAGCUAGGACCCCGGGCGGGCUGACUACUCACCACUGUCCCUUCUGCCACACACCAAAUUCGGGCAGAUGUCUCAAGAAGGGAUGCAUCAUUGAGUGCGCGCAUUGCGGCGUGCACAGGUCAGCAAAAAAGAGCUCUUCAUGCUGGGGCUGCGAGGAUAACGCGGUCAGGGCAGCAAGGAAACAGAAGGAACAGGAAGAGGCGACAGCAAGAGCUGAACGGAAGCUGAAAACGACGGUUGAGCCGUCUCCGCCGGCGAGAAAGAAGUCGAGAUGGACCGCGAAUCAACACGAGCAGAGCCGAAUGCAACAGGUACACGGGCAGCAGGCGAACCAGCAGAAGCAGAUUUCCAAGACCUCUGGCAUCGCCAAAUGGGCCGCUGCUCGGCCUGUCAAGGUUCGCAAGCGGAAGGGCCGCGUUGGCCGGCGCGGGUUAAGCCGCAGCGCCUACGCACACAUGCUGCAAAUGUACAAUGUUGGCGAUUUCGACACGAUGGAUAUCGAUGUAGAUGAGGGGACCAAUGUUGCGAAUAGCCCCUUUGGAAUUGAAGACCCCUUUAACCAAAACCCUACCGUCAACCAGAACCCCUUUACCAAACGGAACCCUUUUACCAAACAGAACCCCUUCACCAACCAAUACCCUACCGUCAACCAAAACCCUUUCACCAACCAAAACCCCAUCGUCAAUCAGAACCUCUUCGCCAACCAACAACCCUUCACCAGCCACAAUGCCUUUAACUCAGAAGAGGCUCGGAUGCAACGGGAGAUGGAAGUCGCAGCUCUACAGUAUAGGGUCCGUGACUUCCUUACCCGCCUUGCGAAUGAGAUGUCUAAUUUGUUAGAGGCUGUGUGA